This is a messenger RNA of Lepisosteus oculatus (spotted gar), 2239 nucleotides long. The record is from RefSeq and is a predicted model, not a curated record. NCBI's taxonomy places the organism in Eukaryota, Metazoa, Chordata, Actinopteri, Semionotiformes, Lepisosteidae.
GUGUGCCUCUCCAUGGGGGCCCCCAGUUAACCCCACUCUCUCUCUCUCUCUCUCUCCCCCCACAGCGAGUUCUGGACUGCUGGGCCACGGCCCCCCCAUGAACGGGGGGUACCCCCCACCCAAGGGCGGCCCCCACUACCCCCCCCACGGCCACGGCCCCCCCGGCGGGCACUACCCGGGACCCCACGGGGGAGGGGGCGGGGGCCCCCGGAUGAUGGGGCCCCCCCCUCCGCACCCCCAGCCCCGCGGGGGGGAGGGCUACUGGGACCAGCAUGGGGAGCCCAUGCGGGGGGGCGGGGGACCCCACGGCAUGAGAGGAGGAGGAGGGGGCGGCGGCGGCGGAGGAGGAGGAGGAGGAGGAGGGGGGCACUUCCACAGGGGCCGCGGCGGCCGAGGGGGGGGUGACCCCAACUUCCGGGGCAGGCCCGGGCGCGGAGGCGGAGGGGGGCCCCCCCGCGGAGGAGGGGGGGGCCCCAACGGGCCCCACAUGGGAGACAUGUCCAGCCGGCCCGUGUGCAGACACUUCAUGAUGAAGGGCAGCUGUCGCUACGAGAACAACUGUGCUUUCUACCACCCUGGGGUCAACGGCCCCCCGCUGCCCUAGACACCCCGCGGAGCCCCGGAGGUGGGCUGGACUCACCAGCGGAGACAGCGCACACACACACACACUCACUCAAGCGAUUAAAACGAUGGACUCCCCCUGUCGUCUUCCCCCACCCUCCCUCGCCUGGUGCUGCUGGGGUGUGACUCCUCCCUCCCGGCCCCCUGGAGGAGGAGCAGGAGGAGGAGGAGGAGGGGUGGGGCUGGCCGGGCACAACACCAGGCACAACGCGGAGGAGGCCCUAACACAGCGGGGCUCGGCGCAGGCUGCCGGGACUGUACAGAGGCGGCCGGGGAGGGGGGUGGGGCAUCUGUGUGGAGGGGCUUCAUUCUGUACACGGCUCCGGUCCGCUACCACCCCCCGCCACCACCACCACCACCGCGGGCGAGCGUAUGUGUCAGGGCCCUGUAAGAGCGCGCCUCCUGUUGUGCAGCCAGCAGGGGGGCGCGCGCGCCGGGGUCCCCCGCGCCCAGCCGAAGAGCCCCCGUUGCACAGCUGCACAGUGACCACUACCGGGGGUGUCAUGGCCGGUGGGUGGGUGGGUGGGGUGGGGUACAGGACCACUCCCCCCCCAUUUCUUGCGAACCACUUUUUUCCCCCGGGAGUGGAAAGAUCGGAUUUCGGGGUCCCCCAUCGGUCGGUCGGUCGGUGGGGGGGGCCGGGGUGGGAAGGAGACGGUUUUACAAAGGGGCGCAGGUGACCAAUCGGUGUUGUUUGUGGGGGGGUGUCUCUGUUCAGGUUUAGGGGAUCAGGAGCCCCGUUUCUCUGUCAGCUGUGAGGGACCCCCCUCCAGCUCGGGGGGGGGCUGUGGUGUUUGAAGGGGAGCGACUCUCUCUUCUCUCCUCUCCCCCCCGUCCUUGUGGGGGGGGUGGUCUGGUUGGGGGGACCUGGAGGGGGUGGGAGGGUCCCGCCCAUGAGGGACAGCACCCCAACACCUGGGGCUGCUCAGAAGUGUGUGUGGGGGGGGUGUCCCCCACUUUCAGGAGCCGGGGGUUGUAUUACACACCCCCCUCUGAGCUCCCCCACGUGUGUGUGUGUUUUUCUGCCCCCCCCCAGUUGUGGGGUCCCCCAGCCUGCUGCUGAGGGGCCGCUGCUCGAGCGGAUUUGAAGUUCGCUUCCCCUCCUGCCUGGGGGGCGUCGUUCCAUGUAGGUCAGUAUUAGCCCAGCCCAGACACAACACCCGGCACAACCGGGAGGGGGCUCACACUCCCCACCACCACCCCCAGCCCACCCCGGCUCCCCGAAAUCCCCAAGAUUCGGGGGAUCGAUUCCUCACCCCCACACCCACCCACCCCCCUUGAAGCGCUACAGAAGCCACAUGACGGGGGCCCUCACGCUAAACAGCGCUGGGUCUUCGAACCCGGGUCCGGCGAGCCAGCUGAUUUUAUUUAUUGUGGGGUGGAGGAUUGGACAGGGGGGGGUCUUCGCUGCAGGCCGGUGGUGUGGAAAGGAAUCACGUUGCUGUCCCCUUCUCCCCAACCCCCCCAACCAAGACCUUCGUCCUGGGUCACAGCCCGGAUCCGAACCCGCAGCCCCCCAUCCCACGCCCUGCUGGGGGUUACUGGGACAGACUGUUUUAUAAAAACAGACUCCACGCCCUCCCUCCCUCCCUCCCUCCAGGUCUGUCUCCCUCUCGCC